Pseudovirgaria hyperparasitica is the source of this 2410-nucleotide messenger RNA. RefSeq names its product putative ABC transporter. Gene Ontology annotation, cellular component: membrane. Gene Ontology annotation, molecular function: ATP hydrolysis activity; ABC-type transporter activity; ATP binding. The transcript is spliced from 4 exons. Bases 305 to 2173 code for a protein of 622 amino acids. Lineage: Eukaryota; Fungi; Ascomycota; Dothideomycetes; Acrospermales; Acrospermaceae. The record is from RefSeq and is a predicted model, not a curated record.
AUUGUUGGUCGGCGAGCUUCUAAAUCCCUUGAUUCGCUGUCUACCCGCACGUUCUUCGCGAACUCUAUAAACAAGUGGCUAACUCAAUUGGGUAAAUCACUAUGAUUGCUCUACGUCUCAUCGCCGACCUCUCUACAUGUCAGGGAUCUCGCUUAAAUAACAGCCAUCAUACCAAGAUGCGCUCUUUGACUCGUUCCUUCCAUCAUCCUUUAAUGCGGUGAUUCUGUUCUUUCAAUUCUUUCCCACAACAUCCCUUCCACAUCCACUUUAUCAACUGCAAUAUCACAUUUUCGUGCCUACAAGGAUGACCACCACCGACGUCGAGAAGGGUACUUCUCACGGGCUCACAAACAAUACGGUUCACAGCUUUGCGUGGCAAGACAUCACCGUCACUGUCAAAGAUCGCGAAACAAAGAAGCCAAAAGUAACCGUCGACAAAGCUCAUGGCAUAGUCCAAGCAGGCGAGCUCCUCGCUGUGAUGGGCCCGAGUGGUUGUGGGAAAACAACACUUCUCAACGUCCUGGCCCGUCGCACUGAGCUUCUCCAGGCAGACAUCUGCGGCUGUACAUACAUUGACGGCGAGGAAAUCUCUCUGCAAGAGUUUCGAAUCAUCAGCAGCUAUGUCGAGCAGGAAGAUGUGCUGAUUGGCUCACUUACUGUCAAAGAGACUCUCAAUUUCGCUGCAAGACUUGCGCUACCAAAAAACGUUGGGAAGGCAGAACGCCUCCAACGAAUUGAACAUCUUCUCCGAUCCUUCGGCCUAUCUGCUCAAUCUGGUAACUUGAUUGGAACGCCAAUACGGAAAGGCAUCAGUGGAGGACAAAAACGUCGUGUUAGCGUUGCAUCCCAAUUGAUCACAAGCCCAAAGAUCCUGUUCCUCGAUGAGCCUACGUCUGGUUUAGAUUCUGCGGCCAGCUUUGAAGUCAUCAACUUCGUCCGAGACCUUGCAAGAAAACACAAGAUCAUCGUCAUCGCAAGCAUCCAUCAACCGUCGACGAAGACGUUCACCUUAUUCGAUCAACUGCUUUUACUCUCCAGAGGCAAAGAGAUCUAUAAUGGCCCUGUCACAGCUGUCACGCAGUAUUUCGUAAACCUUGGCCAUGCCGUACCUCUUCACACAAACCCUGCCGAAUUCCUCCUCGAUCUGGUCAACACUGAUUUCGAAGCCCACGACCAGUCCUUGGAAAGAGAACUCGCAUGUCUACAGAAUCAUUGGGACAUGUCACCUGAGUCGGAGAGUAUUACGCGAGAGAUACGCAGAAUUGUAUCGCCCAAUAAGAUUUCCAACCAGAAGCAACGUCAUGCUUCUGCCGGUACUGCCACCAUACUCCUCGCUCUCAUGCACCGCGCCUUCAUAAAAAGCUACCGCGAUGUCAUCGCUUAUGGCAUUCGCGUUGCAAUGUACAUGGGCCUUGCCAUAAUGAUGGGCACAGUCUGGCUUCGGCUCGGAACAGACCAAGAGAAUAUCCAAUCCUUCAUCAACGCAAUAUUCUUCGGCGGAGCUUUCAUGUCUUUCAUGGCCGUUGCCUAUAUUCCCGCAUUUCUUGAAGACCGCUCCAUAUACGUCAAGGAACGAGCAAACGGGCUCUACGGACCGACAGCGUUCAUCAUCUCGAACUUUGUGAUAGGUAUACCAUACCUGUUUAUAAUCACAAUUCUUUUCUCUGUCGUCUCGUAUUGGCUAUCGAACUUUAGACCUACCCCUGGAGCAUUCUUUACCUGGACUCUAUAUCUCUUCCUCGACUUAGUCGCCGCCGAGUCACUGGUCGUAUUUAUAUCCAGCGUCAAGCCUAUCUUCGUCGUUUCACUCGCGGCCACGGCCUUCGCGAACGGGCUGUGGAUGAGUGUUGGUGGCUUUCUCGUCCCUCUAACAAGACUCAACGUCUUCUGGCGUUACGUGUUCUCGUAUAUCGAUUACCAGCGUUGGGUGUUUGAAGGCAUGAUGGUCAACGAGUUCGCCACGCGCACAUACAGCUGUAUGUCUACGUCAACGGGGUGCAAUUGCCUGUACCAAACAGACCUUGCAGAUCAAUGUCUCAUCGAUGGCAAUGCCGUCCUGAAAAGAUACGGUUAUGCAACUGGAGAGCUUGGAAAGAGGGUUGGAAUCAUUCUUGGGAUUACAGCUGGGUAUCGUCUGCUCGGUUGGUUUGCACUGUAUAUCAGGCGCAAGUAGUUCUGGAAACGAGAGGUGCGAUGUAACAUGACUACAAAGAGUUUGGCCUCGUCGUAGAUAGGUAAGCGCCAGAAAGUUCUGUAUGGUCUGUUCAUUCAUCUACAACUGGGACUCAUCAUGUCCGAUGUUCCAAGGCUUAGUAUUGGAGAGUAUUAGAAACGGACUUACCUGUUUGAUGAUGUACGGCUUCUAGCUAGAAUCAUUAUUGAGCCUCCGAGGCUUCAAGAUAUGGUCGUC